GACCGGAAACCGGCUGCAGCCGGUGCAUUUGCUCUCGUCACGUUCAAUAUAAACACACCAGCUGGGAAGCGGAGAGCAGGACCUAAAACCAAAGCUAAAGGCAGUGACUGUGAGUGUACUGUGAACGUAGUAGCUACAACACUCAUCAGACGAUCGACGACCAUGCCGUUCAGGAAUAUUGCCGUCGGAAGGCCGGAGGAGGCGAUCCACCCUGACGCCCUGAAGUCGGCGUUGGCGGAGUUCAUAUCGACUCUCAUAUUCGUGUUUGCCGGGGAGGGCUCCGGCAUGGCCUUCAACAAGCUCACCCACGACGGCUCCACAACCCCUUCUGGGCUCGUGGCGGCUGCCCUGGCACACGCUUUCGGUCUUUUCGUCGCCGUAUCCAUCUCCGCCAACAUCUCCGGCGGCCACGUCAACCCAGCUGUCACCUUCGGCGCCUUCAUCGGUGGUAACAUCACCCUCCUCCGUGGCAUCCUCUACUGGAUCGCCCAGCUCCUUGGAUCCACCGUUGCUUGCUUGCUUCUUAAGUUCGCCACCAACGGCCUGACCACCAGUGCUUUCGCUCUGUCCUCGGGAGUGGGCGUCUGGAACGCCUUGGUUUUGGAGAUCGUGAUGACCUUCGGCUUAGUUUACACAGUCUACGCGACGGCCAUUGAUCCAAAGAGGGGCAGUGUGGGAGCAAUAGCCCCCAUCGCCAUCGGUUUCAUAGUGGGUGCGAAUAUUUUGGCGGGUGGCGCGUUCGACGGCGCUUCAAUGAACCCGGCGGUGUCGUUUGGGCCCGCCCUGGUGAGCUGGACCUGGAGGAACCACUGGGUCUACUGGGCUGGGCCUCUGAUCGGCGGUGGGAUCGCCGGUCUCGUGUACGAGUUCUUCUUCAUCAGCAACACUCACGAGCAGCUGCCCUCCACAGACUACUGAGCAAGAAAAUCAGGAAACUGGGUUUAAAUGCCACGGCUUUUCUCUGCUGUAUUUACUUGUUUCGAGGGUUGUUUAUUGUGUUUAAUUUAAUUGGCCACCGUUGAUCUUUAUCAUCAUCAUCAUGAUCAUCUCGCCACAGUUGUUUCUCAUUGAAUUUUAUCACUGUAAUUCUCAAUUCAGGGUGUGUGGUUGUGUUGUUCUGCUUCGGAUGAAUGAUUUCAGUUCUUUAAUUUCAAUUUCAAAA
Alnus glutinosa is the source of this 1162-nucleotide messenger RNA. Its product is annotated as aquaporin TIP1-1. Gene Ontology annotation, cellular component: plant-type vacuole membrane. The coding region runs from base 163 to 918 and encodes 251 amino acids. NCBI's taxonomy places the organism in Eukaryota, Viridiplantae, Streptophyta, Magnoliopsida, Fagales, Betulaceae. The record is from RefSeq and is a predicted model, not a curated record. The transcript is spliced from 2 exons. Gene Ontology annotation, biological process: transmembrane transport; water transport. Gene Ontology annotation, molecular function: water channel activity.